This is a messenger RNA of Hydatigera taeniaeformis, 795 nucleotides long. The record is from the annotation of a GenBank genome assembly. Lineage: Eukaryota; Metazoa; Platyhelminthes; Cestoda; Cyclophyllidea; Taeniidae.
CUGCUCGAUUGUAGUGCCUACGGUCUUCUCUCGGGGCUUACACCAAUUGGUUAUGACCACCUCACUGUGAAGGCACACUACUUUCUCUCUUCCUGGCGCCAGGGGAAAUUCGAUCACUCUUUGUGUGAGGAGUUUCGAACGCUUCCAGCUCACUCCUCUGCCGGUAGUGGAAUCUAUACUGCUACAGCCUUUGCCCACUUUUUCAAAGGGAAUUUGGAAGCGGCUAAACAAUCCCUUCAAAAAGCCUAUCAAGCAGCUGGCAUAAAAGCUACUUCCGGCGAUCUAUGCUGUGUAACGCCAGCUCUUUUGCAUGCCAUGUUUCCAUUAGAGGCAGGGGAACUGUGGGAGGAAUCAAUUCCUCCUCCAAUGGAUCCUCUUCGACGUCUCGUAAUCGCUGAAAGUCUACACGCGAAGUCUCCUCUCCUAACUCUCCACCACUUGAACGCCUUUCUCAGCCAUCCAUCCUACGGUUAUGAGUACAUUUUGUUCCAGUUCCAUAAUUCAUCGACUGCUGAGGGUGUUAGACAUUUGCUUGAUGUGAGCAAGACAUGGGCUCUCCUGCGACCCGAUUUAGAGCCCGUCUGGACCCUGUUGGCGGCAACUCUACGUCUUUACUCUGGACUACAGGGUGUCAAGAAAAAGACCAAGACGGCUGCGCGGGAGGGUGCAGUUACGUCUCUCUUCUCUGCUUUUGCUGUCUGCUCGCCUAGCCCUACCUCUGAGGUAUUCGGUGAAAUUAUUGUUUGCCUUUUCAUUGAACUGUAUUGCUGUAAAGGUGAUUUUGGCAUGUCUUGA